Messenger RNA from Salvia splendens (bonfire salvia), 2073 nucleotides. Its product is annotated as BTB/POZ and MATH domain-containing protein 2. The record is from RefSeq and is a predicted model, not a curated record. Gene Ontology annotation, molecular function: protein binding; RNA binding. NCBI's taxonomy places the organism in Eukaryota, Viridiplantae, Streptophyta, Magnoliopsida, Lamiales, Lamiaceae. The coding region runs from base 377 to 1843 and encodes 488 amino acids. The transcript has 6 exons. Gene Ontology annotation, biological process: mRNA processing; protein ubiquitination.
UUUUUACCACUCUCUCUCUCUCUAUAAAACCAUCUUCUCUUUCUCUCUCUAGAACUAGAAUAGCUCCGACUUUCGUCGUCGGCUCCAUUCGGGAAUCGAGGAAUUUCUCGCGUCAAUCUCAAUUCAAUUACAAGAAGAAGCCCGAGAAUUCCUCGCAAUCGCCCCUGGUAAACCCUAAAAUUUAUUAUCUGCAGUCCACUUCCAGUUUAAAUUCGCCCCAAUUAACCUAGAUCUGUCCCCAAUUCCCCCUCCGGAUCGUAUAUAUUUUCACCGUCUAAGAAAAUCUGGCCGAGAAAAGCCCGAUUGAGUUACAUUUCUUGGUAAAUAUCGAUUAAUUGGUGUAGAAGUCCAAUCACGAUUGUGAGAGGUGGGAAUAAUGGGCAGGUUUGACAAGGAAACAGCGGAGCCCUCAUCCUCGCCUGCGGAGACAACGUCGACGUCGAAGACGGUGACGGUUAAUGGCACACACGAUUUUAAGAUCACGGGGUAUUCGCUGUCAAAGGGAAUUGGGAUUGGGAAGUAUGUAGCGUCGGAUACGUUUAUGGUUGGUGGGUAUUCGUGGGCAGUUUAUUUUUAUCCAGAUGGAAAGAGCGCGGAGGAUAAUGCUACUUACGUUUCGCUUUUCAUCGCGUUAGCUAGUGAGGGCACCGACGUUAGGGCACUCUUUGAGCUGACUCUCUUGGAUCAAAGUGGAAGGGAGCGGCACAAAGUUCAUAGCCAUUUCGGUAGGGCGCUGGAGACGGGACCGUAUACUCUUAAAUACCGAGGCAGCAUGUGGGGCUACAAACGAUUUUACAAGAGAACUGCUAUGGAAUCAUCUGAUUAUCUGAAGGAUGAUUGCCUUCAUGUGCAUUGCUGUGUUGGUGUUGUUAACUCGCGCACAGAGGGACCUAAGAUCUACUCGAUUCCUGUUUCCCCAUCAAAUAUUGGCCUGCAUUUUGGGCAGCUGCUAGAAAGUGGAAAAGGGACUGAUGUAAAUUUUGAAGUUGAUGGAGAAACCUUUUCUGCUCAUAAGUUGGUUCUUGCAGCACGAUCACCUGUUUUCAGAGCUCAAUUAUAUGGUCCAAUGAAGGAUAAAAAUACGGAGUGUAUAAAGAUUGAAGACAUGGAGGCGCCUGUGUUUAAGGCCCUGCUUCAUUGGAUGUACUGGGACGCACUUCCUGAUUUUGAAGAGCUUACUGGACUGAACUCAAAAGGGGCCUCCACAUUGAUGUUUCAGCAUAUGCUUGCUGCUGCUGAUCGGUAUGGUUUAGACAGGUUGAGGUUGCUCUGUGAGGCCAACCUUUGUGAGGAUGUUGCCAUCAAUACUGUUGCAACAACAUUAGCACUUGCAGAACAACACCACUCUUUCCAGCUGAAAUCUGUCUGUCUCAAAUUUGUCGCUCUUCCUGAAAAUCUUAGAGCUGUCAUGCAAACAGAUGGUUUUGAGUACCUUAAAGAAAGCUGUCCACAGGUGCUCACCGAGUUAUUGGAGCAUGUUGCCAGGGUCAACGAACACUCUAUUACUGUUGGCAAGCUAGGGAUCGAAGGUAUUCUAGAUGGAGGUGAUGUCAAUGGCAGACGCUUAUUCUUCUCGUAUUUCAAGGAUUUGGUGGGGAGGGAAGUGACGGUGGAAUUGAAGAAUGAUUUAGCGAUUAGAGGGACUCUGCAUUCGGUGGAUCAGUACCUCAACAUUAAGCUGGAGAAUACUAGGGUUGUUGAUCAGGACAAGUAUCCCCAUAUGCUUUCAGUGCGAAACUGCUUCAUCCGGGGAUCUGUGGUCCGAUACGUCCAAUUGCCGCCUGAGGGAGUUGACGUUGAGCUUCUGCAUGAUGCGACUAGAAGAGAAGCACGCGGCGGCUAGCUCUCGGUGACAUAUGGGCUCGAAGCAGUGGGUUCUUCGACACAAGAUUGGAAGUCUUUAUUCCGGAUAUGCUAAAUCUUUUCUCUAGGGCUUAUAGCUUUGAUUGUGUAGUUGAAACUAAUCAAUCUUUUGCAAGUUUUUGUACUAUAAACCCAGAAUAGUGGCUGUGUGUUUACCCUCGCAUUUUAUCCACUCUCUCUAUCAUGAAAAAAUUACUCCAUUCAUCUUAA